AUCGGGGAGGUUACGGUAACAGCGUUGCAACCUUCUUUCCGCCAAAUCUCAAAGGUAAAAAAGUUCCUUUUUUUUAUCCUCAAUGACGGAAGAAUUUAUGUGUUGUAAUUUCGACGAAUGUCUCACGCCAAUAACGAAAGUCGGCUGGAUUACGAGAUGUUCGCACGUAUUCUGUAAACAUCACGGUGAAAGAUCCCUGGCUAAAAACUCGUCCCAGGUCAAGUGUCCGUCUUGCGACGAAGUGCUCAACAGGCAGAACGACGUUUCUAAGUUUAACACCAACCCUUCUGAUUUAAUUGUGUGCUGCGUCCGACCUGAGAAGGCGUUGGAAUAUGCGUCAAGAGCUGCGAAACUCUGGUGCUACCAGAUGAAAGUAAAGAGGAAGAUCCAGUUGCACAACGUGACGGAUAAAUACGACAAAAUGGCCUACGAUGCCACCAUCCAGCUCCAACUGGAGAACAAAGAACUCAGAGAAUUUGUCAGCAACGUUGAAAAGGAGCUGGAAAAAGUCAAUGACGAACUGCUGCUUACAAAGCAGAAACUUAAGAAGUACAAAGCGGCUUAUGAUAAUUGCCGAAGGGAGAAAUAUAGACCCAUGAUCAGGAAGAAAGAUGCUUUUGAAUUUUUGCAACGCCCGUCUCAAUCUAUCGGUGAAAUGUGCUCCCAGACAAGCGUCAAAAGCCCCUUUUUCAAACAUUUAUAA
Messenger RNA from Cimex lectularius (bed bug), 703 nucleotides. Its product is annotated as E3 ubiquitin-protein ligase CCNB1IP1-like. Gene Ontology annotation, biological process: reciprocal meiotic recombination. The transcript has 4 exons. The record is from RefSeq and is a predicted model, not a curated record. NCBI's taxonomy places the organism in Eukaryota, Metazoa, Arthropoda, Insecta, Hemiptera, Cimicidae. Bases 83 to 703 code for a protein of 206 amino acids. Gene Ontology annotation, molecular function: ubiquitin protein ligase activity. Gene Ontology annotation, cellular component: synaptonemal complex.